AGCCAUUCUGGCUCAAGCUGUGCAUAGGCUCAAACGUUAAGCUCACGAGUGCUGCCCCUCUUACCAAUUUGAAACAGAUCCCUAUCCCUAUGUUUGGCAUCACCUCACCUCGAUGCCGAUCCUAAGGAUUCCCUCAGUUUCUGAGGGUCUAUCCCUAAGAUUGUCCUCGCUUUUUGCUCGCCCAUCUUAGGGAUAGGGAUAAGUUCGAGGCUGGUUACCCUCACCCAAAAGAGCAUCCCCUGCCUCCAAUCAUGACCGAUGACGCUCAUCCCGCCAGCAAGAAGGCCAGGAUCACUUUACCCCUGCGCUCACAGCUCUUCAUCAACAACGAGUGGGUCGACGCGAAAUCGGGUAAAACGUUCGACACCGUCAACCCCGUGGACGAGACGACGAUUCUCUCGGUGCAGGAGGCCGGGAAGGAGGACGUAGACAUGGCAGUGUCAGCUGCGAAGGCGGCAUUCCAGUCGUGGAAGAACACCGACGCUGGCAAGCGCCGCGACCUGCUGCUCAGGUUGGCCGACUUGGUGAAGGAGCACCAGAAGAGGCUGGCCGAGGUGGAGUCCAUGGACAACGGAAAACCGACACACGUGGCUCACGAUGUCGACCUCGGAUUCGUGAUCGAGUGCUUCAAGUACUAUGCCGGGUGGGCCGACAAGGUCGGAGGCAAGGUCAUCUCCACCACGUCUGGCACCAGCAGCAAGUUCUGCUUCACGUUCCACGAGCCCAUCGGCGUCGUCGGCGCGAUCAUCCCCUGGAACUUCCCGCUGCUCAUGCUGGCCUGGAAGCUCGGCCCGGCGCUUGCCAUGGGCUGCACGGUGGUGAUGAAAUUGAGCGAGAAGACUCCGCUGUCGGGCCUGCUGAUGUGCGACCUGAUCAAGGAGGCCGGCUUCCCCCCCGGCGUCGUCAACGUCGUCAACGGCCACGGCCCCACGACUGGAGAUUUCAUCGCGAGGCACCCCGACAUCCGCAAGGUGGCGUUCACCGGGAGUUCCGCCGCGGGCCACAGGAUCGUGGAGGCGGCCGGCCAGACCAAUUUGAAGAAGGUGACGCUGGAGCUUGGCGGUAAGAGCCCCAUGAUCAUAUGCAAGGAUGCGGAUUUGGACCAGGCCGCCACAGCUUGCCACAUCGGCCUGUUCGUCAACAUGGGCCAGUGCUGCUGCGCCUCUAGCAGGAUCUUCGUUCACGAAGACAUCCACGACAGCUUCGUCGCCAAGGUCGUGGCGAUGGCCAAGCGCUUGCGCACGCAGGGCGACGUGACAUCGGAGACCGACGUGCCCAUCUGCGACUUGGGCCCCCAGGUGGACAAAAUUCAGUUCGACAAGGUGCUCGGGUACAUCGAGGCCGGCAAGGCCGAGGGCGCCAAGGUGGCGGUCGGAGGGGGCAGGCUUGGCACGAAGGGGUACUUCGUGCAACCCACGGUCUUCACCGACGUGCAGGACACGAUGAAAAUCGCCAGAGAGGAGAUCUUCGGGCCGGUGAUGCAGCUCCUAAAGUUCAAGACCCUGGAGGAUCACCCCGAGGCGAUCGACAGGGCCAACAACACGCACUACGGCCUCGCGGCGGGCAUUUGCACCCGCGACGUGGGCACGGCGCUGGCCGCCGCCAGGAAACUGGAGGCGGGGACGGUCUGGAUCAAUUGCUACGACGACUUCGACAUGGCGGCCCCUUUUGGCGGCUUCAAGACCAGCGGCUGGGGCCGCGAGAAGGGCGAGUACGCGCUCGAGAACUACACGGAGGUGAAGUGCGUCAUGAUGCCCGUGGAUUCCAGAAAUUGAGAUGCCAAGGCAGAGCGUCCCGCCGCCGGGGCCUGAGAGAGGCAGGACGUGGUGGAUGAUCAGAGGGGGAGGAGGAAUGUGAGGAGCAGCGUCGCCCAGCAGAGGCGAUGAACAAUCCAGCGAUUCCGUCGUGACUGUUCCACGGCUGUCUGGAUAGGGCAGGUUGUGCUUGCACGACCUGUUCUCGCAUCUCAUCCCGGCUCGCCGUCUGGAGUGCACCGCCCGCGCGGCGGUUGGGCCGUGAAGUCCGGGUUUUUCCAGGAGGCGCUGGCUGCUGGCCGGGCCUCCCGACUACAGUUUUGCCUUGCGGUCCAGCUGCCGCACCGUCCUUGAGUUGGGCGAAGGCUUCAAGGGUCCAGGAUUUCAAGUAUGCGGUGCUCGCACGUGGCCGCACAACAGGAGGUGAGGCCGCAUCCCCAGCCGCCUUCCUCCGUUCGUGCCCCUCUUUCCCACUGCCUUCGCUCCAGGAUCGACGGCAUGCGAUCUUUGGGCCGUUCGUUCGAAACGUUGUGAGCCGCGGGAGAAAAACAAUCAGGCGAUCAGACGCGGGGGAGCCCAGGCGAACCGCGCCAAGCCGCGGGGGAGCCCACAGGAACUGUCUGAGAAUCGUCGAUCGCACCA
Prorocentrum cordatum is the source of this 2396-nucleotide messenger RNA. The record is from the annotation of a GenBank genome assembly. NCBI's taxonomy places the organism in Eukaryota, Dinophyceae, Prorocentrales, Prorocentraceae.